AACGUGGUAAUGAAAUGGCUGAAGUAUUAAUGGAUUUCCCAGAGCUGUCUAUCACUAUUGAUGGCCGUAAGGAAUCUAUAAUGAAGCGUACAACAUUAGUGGCCAAUACUUCAAAUAUGCCUGUAGCUGCUCGUGAAGCCUCUAUUUAUACUGGCAUUACAUUAUCUGAAUAUUUCCGUGAUCAAGGAAAAAAU
Molecule: messenger RNA, 194 nt
Organism: Entrophospora candida
Lineage: Eukaryota; Fungi; Glomeromycota; Glomeromycetes; Entrophosporales; Entrophosporaceae
Source: the annotation of a GenBank genome assembly